CCCGUAGUUCCGUACACACUUGUUAUUAUAUGCCUCAGUAAUACACACGCGUACGGUGAAAGAUGGAGCAGCCAAACACGGAACCUAACACAAACGUUAUGAAUGGCGAGGAUGGACAUUUCAAUACCUUCCUCUCUUUGCACUCCGCUGCACUACAGUCCUCAAGAAUCCCACCGCUGUAUUGGAAGAGCUUGUACUACAAACUUAUCAACGAGGUCGGUAGCAUAAUGGCUAAAGCUACAUAUAGCCCUUGAUCAUGACUCUCAGUUCCAUUACGUUACACAUAAGUAAGGGAGUAGUUUUGUUAAGAUGCCCGACGCUCGGUCUGAACAUUAACAUGCAUCGCUUGCGGUACGGUUUUGGAAGCAUAAGGACCUUAUCUUUCAAAUCAGUGAUAAAUAAUAAAAAGGUAAAAUUGAUACACACCUUGAUAGGGAUUAGUGUUCCCACACGGCCAUAUCUUCACGUUACAGCGCUUGUUUACGGAAAAGAAGACAAAAGGCGACCACCUGUGAUAAUUCACUAUCUAGCAUGCUCCGAACACCUAUGUGUAAACAUAACUCGGGAAGUGUAGUUUCGUAUGGCUGUGCCAGUAACCGAAAGGUCGCUGGUUCUAAUCCCCGAGCCGACUAGGUGAAAAAUAUGUCAAUGUGCCCUUGAGCAAGGCACUUAACCCUAAUUGCUCAUGUAAGUCGCUCUGGAUAAGAGCGUCUGCUAAAUGACUAAAAUGUAUAUGGACCCAUGGCUAUAUGGACCCAUAGCUAUAUGGAUCUGUGCAAAAUUGCUACAGUAAGUGUAUCUUUUUUAUUUGAAAGGUUAUUUUUCGCUGAUGAAAGAUAAGGGUCAUAUGUUUCAAAGUGCUUCUACACCUGCAUUACUAGCUGUUUGGGGUUUUAGGCUGGGUUUCUGUACAGCACUUCGAGAUAUUAGCUGAUGUAAGAAGGGCUAUAUAAAAUAAAAUUGAUUGAUUGAUUGAUAUCAAAAGCGAUCAUUAUUGAUGUUUCUAAAUGUUAAAAUCAAAGAUGUGUAUAAACCCUGGAUAACAGACAGGGCGCUGUAUUGAACCCACUGUGCAGCCAUCUUGAUACUCCCCAAUGUAAAAAUGAUUUUGGAAGCUACAGAAAUGCAUUUAUUAAUGUCUACAUUAGUUUUUUCAUUAGUUUUUUCUAUUACAGACACCUUAAUGCAUAGGCUACUUUUCAAUUAUAUUAUGUGAGCUAAACAUAAAAAUGAAAAAAUAUAUACAAACAUUUUCCUUAAUGUAUUUUUUAGAGAGUACUAAUGUUACCGUCCCCACUACAACAACAAAAAUACUUAAAUACAUGUCAUUUUGUCCUUUUAAUUGAAAUACUGUAGAAUUCCAUUCAUUCCUAUGGAGGACUGCUCCUACUGGGGAGUGCUAAAAUGGCUGACCGGUGGCUUCAAAGCCUCUCAAUCAAUUAAAAUAAAAUUGUAUUGGUCACAUACAGAUAUUUAGCAGAUGUUAUUGCGGGUGUAGCGAAAUGCUUGUGUUUCUAGCUCUAACAGUGCAGUAGUAUCUAACAAUUCACAACAACACACACAAAUCUAAAAGUAGAACGCCUCUCAAUCAAUUAAAAUAAAAUUGUAUUGGUCACAUACAGAUAUUUAGCAGAUGUUAUUGCGGGUGUAGCGAAAUGCUUGUGUUUCUAGCUCUAACAGUGCAGUAGUAUCUAACAAUUCACAACAAUACACACAAAUCUAAAAGUAGAACGAUGGAGUUAAGAAAUAUAUAAAUAAUAGGACAAGCAAUGUCGAAGUGGCAUAGACUAAAAUACAGUAGAAUAGAAUACAGUAUAUACAUAUGGAGAUGAGUAAAGCAAAAAUAUGUAAACAUUAUUAAAGUGGCUAGUGUUCCAUUAUUAAAGUGGAUCAUCAGAGGAGGAUCAUCCUUCUCAUUGAAUUUCAUAAAAAUAGUGAAACAUUAAAGUGAUUAUUUUUAGAUAAAACUAUACUGAAAAAAUAUAUAAAUGCAGCAUGCAACAAUUUAAUUGAUUUUACUGAGUUACAGUUCAUAUAAGUUGGUCACAGAUACCUUUUUAAAAAAUGGGCCUCACAAUGGGCCUCAGGAUCUCAUCACGGUAUUUUUGUGCAUUCAAAUUGCCAUUGAUAAAAUGCAAUUGUGUUUGUUGUCCGUAGCUUAUGCCUGCCCAUACCAUAACCCUACCGCCACCACGGGGCACUCUGUUCACAAUGUUGACAUCAGCAAACCGCUCGCCCACAUAACGCCAUACACAUGGUCUGUGGUUGUGAGGCUUGUUUGACGUACUGCCAAAUUCUCUGAAAUGACGGUGGAGGCGACUUAUGGUAGAGAAAUUAACAUUAAAGUAUCUGGCAACAGCACUAGUGGGCAUUCCUGCAGUCAGCAUGCCAAUUGCACGCUCCCUCAAAACAUGAGACAUCUGUGGCAUUGUGUUGUGACAAAACAGCACAUUUUAGUGGCUUUUUAUUGUCCCCAGCACAAGGUGCACCUGUGUAAUGAUCCUGCUGUUUAAUCAGCUUCUUGAUAUGCCACGACUGCCAGGUGGAUGGAUUAUCUUGGCAAAGGAGAAAUGCUCACUAAUAGGCAUGUGUGCCCAAAAUGAGAGAAAUAAGCUUUUUGUGCAUAUGGAACAUUUCUGGGAUCUUUUAUUUCAGCUCAUGAAACAUGGGACCAACACUUUACAUGUUGUGUUUAUAUUUAUUGUUCAGUGUAAAUAUUCAUGUCACCUUAUAACUGAUUAAAACACACGGUUUUGUAAUGAAGGUCUACAGUAUCCUCAAUAGCACUCUCUAGGUUAGCACCAUGGUGUAGCCAGCCAGAGGACAGCUAUUUGUAGUCCUCCUCUGGGUACAUUGACUAAAAUCCAAACCAAGGAGGCUCAUGGUUCUCACCCCCUGACAUAGACUUGCACAGUAAUUAUGACGACUUCCGGAAGACUUCCUCCAACUUAUCAGAGCUCUUGCAGCAUGAACUGACAUGUUGUCCAUCCAAUCAAAGGAUCAGAGAAAAAUUCUAGUACUAAAAACAUAAGGUACAGCUAGCUAGCACUGCAGUGCAUCAAAUGUGUUGAGUAGUUGACUCAGAAAGACAAUAGUUGAAUAGUUUUGAAGAGCUAUAUUUCAUUGUUUUUUUUCACCUUCACUCACUUAGCUAGCUAAUGCAUCUAAUUUAGCCUACUCAACAACCUGACUCAAAACGAGAGGAAUGCUAUUUAUGUUAGCUAGCUGGCUAAGGCUAUCCAACACUGCAACUCUUCCAAAUCAAGGUAAGCUUUCGGUUUUAUUAAUUUGUUGCCACCGGGUCCUACCAGUGUGAAUGCUAAACUGCUUGCUGUAUGCUGUACUGCGAGUUUGUUCACAUGGAUUGGAUUGUGGGUUUACUAACGUGUUAGUUCUGGUAGCUAUGUUGAGUGAAGUUAGCUAAUGUGGUGACAACGAUGUAGGCGCUGUGUAGCGGUUAACUGUUAUGGUAUGAAAGUUUGGCUUGGAGAGGUUUUUUCGCCUGGUCACAGACAGCUAUUGUGUUGUGCACUGAAGUCCACAAGUGAGAGGAAAAGGUGAGAGGAAGAGAGAGCGUAGAUGCGAGAACGGAAUCAUAUAACGAGCAAAGUGAUGAUGCUGUUUGUAUGUGGCUGCUAUGAAAUUGAACUGUGUUUGCGGGUGAUCAGGGGUGUAUUCAUUCCUCUGAUUCUGUUGAAAAGGUUUCUUAAACAGAAGCAAACGGAACGAAAUGGGGAUGGACCUACCUGAAUUUGUCCAAUAGAAACUCUCGUUAGUGUUUAGACUAAUGAUUACACCUUAGAUUAGCUAGAUGCAGGCAAGAGUGUGCAAGGCGGUAUUGAACUUGUCACUGUCUGUCACCUUGAUUAUUCCAAUUUGUCUCUCGACCUGUGCACCUACAGUGCAUUCGGAAAUUAUUCAGACCCCUUGAUUUUUGCCACAUUUUGUUACAUUACAGCCUUAUUCUAGAAUGGAUUAAAUAGUUUCCCCCCCCUCAUCAAUCUACACAUAAUACCCCAUAAUGACAAAGCAAAAAGUAUUCAGACCCUUUACUCAGUACUUUUGUUGAAGCAACUUUGGCAGCAAUUACAGCCUCAAGUUUUUUUGGGUAUGACACUACAAGCUUGGCGCACCUGUAUUUGGGGAGUUUCUCCCAUUCUUCUCUGCAGAUCCUCUCAAGCUCUGUCAGGUUGGAUGGGGAGCGUCGCUGCACAGCUAUUUUCAGGUCUCUCCAGAGAUGUUAGAUCGGGUUCAAGUCCGGGCUCUGGUUGGGCCACUCAAGGACAUUCAGAGACUUGUCCCGAAGCCACUCCUGUGUUGUCUUGGCUGUGUGCUUAGGUUCGUUGUCCUGUUGGAAGGUGAACCUUCACCCCAGUCUGAGGUCCUGAGCGCUCUGGAGCAGGUUUUCAUCAAGUAUCUCUCUGUACUUUGCUCCGUUCAUCUUUCCCUCAAUCCUGACAAGUCUUAUAGUCCCUGCCGCUGAAAAACAUCCCCACAGCAUGAUGCUGCCACCACCAUGCUUCACCGUAGGGAUGCUGCCAGGUUUCCUCCAGAUGUGACGCUUGGCAUUCAGGGUAAAGAGUUCAAUCUUGGUUUCAUCAGACCAGAGAAUCUUUAGGUGCCUUUUAGCAAACUCCAAGCGGGCUGUCAUGUGCAUUUUACUGAGGAGUGGCUUCCGUCUGGCCACUCUACCAUAAAGGCCUGAUUGGUGGUGCUGCAGAGAUGGUUGACCUUCUGGAAGGUUCUCCCAUCUCCACAGAGGAACUCUAGAGCUCUGUCAGAGUGACCAUCGGGUUCUUGGUCACCUCCCUGACCAAGGCCCUUCUCCCCCGAUUGCUCAGUUUGGCCGGGCAGCCAGCUCUAGGAAGAGUCUUGGUGGUUCCAAACUUCUUCCAUUUAAGAAUGAUGGAGGCCACUGUGUUCUUGGGGACCUUCAAUGCUGCACAAAUGGUUUGGUACCCUUACCCAGAUCUGUGCCUCGACACAAUCCUGUCUCGGAGCUCUACGGACAAUUCCUUCAACCUCAUGGCUUGGUUUUUGCUCUGACAUGCACUGUCAACUGUGGGACCUUAUAUACAGGGGUGCACAUAACUUUUUCAGUGAGUUACUCAGGUGAGUACCAGCAGAUGGUGUCUGGUACUCACCCCAUAUGUAGCGUGGUCUUAAUAAGUGCAGUCUUCCUCACUGUCCUCCUCAGUGCCGCCACCACUGUCCUCCUCAGUGCCGCCACCACUGUCCUCCUCAGUGCCGCCACCACUGUCCUCUUCAAUGUCGCCCCCACUGUCCUCUUCUUCAGCUUCCUCCAUUGUAGAUGAUGAAGAUGCUGCAGAUGCACCUCCCUGUCUUUGGUUAAGCCUCUGAUUAGCUGUCUCCAUCCACAGGUCAACAGCAGGCUUUGGGUCAAAUGUCUCUGUGGUCUGCUUUGACAGGUGAAUGUGCAUCAGGGCUGAGAGACAAGCAUGUGACAGACGAGAUCUGUACUUGGUUUUUAUUAUGUUGAGAUGUGAGAAUCCCCUCUCCCAAGCUGCACUGCUUAAAGGCAGUGUAAGAGACAGCUUAACCACCUUAUUGAUGUUUAAGUAAGCAUCUGGGUUACUUGUAUUUACUAUUUGGACCAAGUCAUACACAGAAGAGGCUCCCAAGCGUUUUCCUGCCUGCUUUAAGCGCAUCCAUUCUGUCACAGUGGUAUCUUUGUCAAGUUGCAAGGUGGCCUCAUAUUUCUUGAGAAUGCUGCAAACUGUUGUGUUUCCAAAACUGUGGAGGUCUUGCAUUUCCUGAGGCCAUGUUGAAGGAUCAAAUAGUAAGAAAUUAUCACAUGACUUGAGGGAGUCAUCUGAUUUCAAACUCUUCAAUUAACCCCCUGAGUAAGUGUGUCUUGUCUCUGUCAGCAUCAGCAUUGGAAACAGUGUGUGCCCUGUGGCUUUCACCAUCAAGCAGAAGUGUGAACUGUCCAAUGGCCACCAUGAGUUCAUCCUUACAUUCUCUAAUGGUCAGCUUUUCUUUCUGAAAUCUAAUGGAUGUGGUCUUCAAAAUGUUGCAAAUGUCAAGCAUGUUUGACAGAAAGCACUGAAAACGCUCUGUGCAGAUAUGCUGCAAGUCACUGUUUUCACUCGUAACCAGUUGCAUUUUAAUGGCUGGCAAUAGUCUUGAUAUUUUUAACAGUGUUUCAUGCCUCCAUGCAGACCAUCUGAUAUUAUGAAACAUACCCAGUUUCACAAAGGAGAUCCCAUUUUCUUCACAUAGCUUAUUCAGUGCAGCAGUUUUUUUUGCUCCACCUUCUUGUAAAUAGAACUGCAGCAGCUUGACCACAGAGCGAUUAAAUGUCUCACAGUAAGGAACGUUGCGAUCAGCUGAUUUCGCGCAAUUCUCCAGUGUGUGUGCGGUGCACAGAAUGUGCAGAAGGGAGUCUCCAACCGCAGCAAGUUUCCGGAGUUUUGGCACAACGCCGUUGUAGAUUGACAGCAGCCCCGUCUGUGCACACAGCGACCAACUUUGUUGUCCAGGCAUCCAAGCCUGUGUCCUGGAAAAGUCUCACAAGUCCAUCUGUUAUGGCCUGCGCGGUUCGGUCAGCACCCAAUUCAAUCAGUCCAAUAAAGUCCGAAGUAAACUCUCCGUUGCUGGACACAGACACAAUGUAAACGAUUUCCUGCUCAGUUUUUGUGAUGUCCUCAGAUCCAUCAAAAAGCAGCCCCCAAAAUUCAGCAGACUGCAACUUGGCUCGGAACUCCCCGAUGAUGGUGUGAGCGAUGCUCUGCAUGAUCCGUGUGCCCCCUUCACGUGAAUGAUAUGCACCUCCGACAUUUACUCCUAGCCGCUUCAGUAAAGGAACAUCCUCAGAAUAGGAAGACAUGGGACGUGCGUGUUUAGCUUUAUGGAAGGCGAGGAGAAAAAUAUUAAACAGAGCUUGCCGCUGUUCUUCAUUCAGCUUGUCUCACCAUCUGGCAAGUGGGCGACUGGACAUUUCUUCUCAGCUAGCUUAGCAAUGGCUUGCGCCACAUUCGUGUGCUCCUUGCUCUUUUCAUGUUUGUCAAAUAAAGGAUGGUUGAAAUUCUUUGAGCCUUUAUAAAAUGCACCCGUUUUGUCUGCUAGAUGUGGAUUUGAGCGGCAAAUCUUGCACCACAUUUCAGUGCGCUCAUCGUUAGCUUCAAGCCACUGCACAUCUUGGAGCCACUUUUCCGAAAAAAAGUAUUUUCUUCGGCUCUGGCUCCAGUUGGCGUUUCUUUGUAGGUGGCGAAACGCCAAAGAAGCUGCUUAAUGUCUGUUGCUUUUUGGACAUCCCUGACAGUAGUUGACAAGCAACAUGUCAUGUGUAAGGUUAGAUGAGAAGAUCGGUCAAGUACGCAAAGGCGCGUAGUAACACAAGUGGCAUUACGCAUUCCUGAUUUAUGUCGCGCUUGCGUACCUGCGUACCAGUUAUGUGCUAAUAUAGACAGGUGUGUGCCUUUCCAAAUCAUGUCCAAUCAAUUGAAUUUACCACAGGUGGACUCCAAUCAAGUUGUAGAAACAUCUCAUGGAUGAUCAGUGGAAACAAGAUGCACCUGAGCUCAAUUUCGAGUCUCAUAGCAAAGGGUCUGAAUACCUAUGUAAAUAAGGUGUUUUGUUUUGUUUUGUAUUUUUAAUACAUUUGCCGAAAUUUCUAACAACCUGUUUUUGCUUUGUCAUUAUUGUGUAGAUUGAGGAAUUUUUUUUAUUCAAUACAUUUUAGAAUAAGGCUGUAACGUAACAAAAUGUGGAAAAGGUCAAGGGGUCUGAAUACUUUCCGAAUGUGCUGUACGUUAUAAACCUUCAUUUGUAGGCUAGGUUGUAGCAACCUCAUGAUGGGUAUUGGGGAAAUGUGAGUAUCAUGUAGUAGCCUAAACCUAUCAAUGUAACAUUGAGCUGGGUGAAUGGAAUAUGAAUGACUAAUUCAAUGUAAUGUGAUUUAAAAAUGCUAAUUUGAAGAAGAAAAAAGAAUCCUCCCUAAUCUUAAACGGCCCAACCUCCACUGGAGCUAGGCUAGAUAAUAUUAGCUACGGCUCAGUAUCAGAUCCAAUGCCUGUCUGAUUGAAUGGUUUGCAUGUUUAACAGUUGUUUUUAAUGCAAUUUCAAUGUUAUUCUGUGCGUGCAGUUUAAUUAUGUUAUUUAAUUGGGUUUUAUAGUUAUCUGACUAGCCUACCUAAAUCUGCCCUCGCUGUUCGGUUCUAGGUGUACGAUGCAGGAGAAGUGUUUGGCAUCAUGCAGGUACAACAGGACGAUGAAGAAGGAGAUGAAGAGAGAAAGAAGGCUUGUCCUAGUGGAGAGAUUACGUGUAAAGUGGUUGUGACCAGGGGGACUGGCAUGCAAGCCUCAGAUGCCACCAGGUGAGGGCGCUUUAGUCAUAAUAAAUAACCACCUGUUGUUCACCAUCUCAUGCAAGUCACCCCCUCACUUUUUCACAGAGAUAUGCAGUUGAUUUUUUAUGUUCUCAAGGUCAAGAGCACAGAAUGUUUUUAUAAGUAGGUGUAAAACUACGGCUAGUAUUGUAUAAAGUGGAUACACUUAUUUUUUUAGCGCUUAGGCCAACCCAUUUUUUUACACAUCCCAGAGACAUACUAGCAGUCCACCUCCCUCUACAUCUCGUUCAUUCUUCGCCUGCCCUGCCUCCUAAUCACUUCCUCUUCCAUCUCCCUAUCCUUUACCUCUUCUCCUCUAAUCCCUCCAUCCUCCAGUAUCUUCCUGGUUGACCAUGCAUGGACAUACCGUGUGGAGAGCUCCAGGCAGCAGCUAGAGCAGAUCCCCGGCCUUCUACCCAGGAUGGCUUCCCUCAUGGGGCUUGACUUCCACGGAGAGGCUCCUGACCCAAACGUUGUGGAGCUGGUGCUGAAACAAAUGUGGAAGUACAACCAGACGUACCAGCUGGCCCAGGGGGUAUGAGUACUCUCUCUCUCUCUCUCUCACACACGCACACUAUUUUUUUCUGUCUCUCUAACCCCCCCCUUCCUGUGUGUGUGUGUCCAGUCAGCAGAGGAAAAAGUGCCCGUCUGGUACAUCAUGGAUGAGUUUGGCUCCCAGGUGCAGCACUCUGACCAGCCUACCUGUUGCAUGGCCCCCUUCUUCUACACACAGGGCCAGCUGGCCUACACUGUGCUCUGGCCUCUCACAGACCUGCAGGAGGGAGGUAUAGACACUCAUGAGCGUGUGCAUAUAUAUACACACACACUUAUUCACAGUGUAGGGCUCUGAGUCUUGAUGAAUACCGAGAACAAAACGACAAACACUCCAAUUAAAGAUUUUAUAAAUGACCAGCCGUGAAGAGUUGUAUACGAGAAGCAUACAAGCUUUAACACACAUGGAUCUCAAUCACCACUUGAUAUACAUUAGAGAGAGGGGAGUUUCCUCAACCUAUGGAAUCCAUGCAAUGGUAAUCAUAAUAAAUCUCAAUGACAGAAGGAAAUAUAAACGCAAAAAAAUAUAAACGCAACAUGCAACAAUUUCAAAGAUUUGACUAAGUUACAGUUCAUAUAAGGAAAUCAAUCAAUUGAAACGCCAUAAUCUAUGGAUUUCACAUGACUGGGAAUACAGAUAUUAAUCUGUUGGUCACAGAUACCACAUUAAAAAAAUUUAGGGGCGUGGAUCAGAAAACCAGUCAGUAUCUGGUGUGACCACCAUUUGCGUCAUGCUCCUCUUCAAUGGCUGUGCGAAGUUGCUGGAUAUUGGCGGGAACUGGAACAUGCUGUCGUACAAGUCCAUCCAGAGCAUCCCAAACAUGCUCAAUGGGUGACAUGAAAAUAACAUGGCUAGAAACAUAGAAAAUAAGAUGGCUAUGUAUAGGGAGUACCAGUACUGAGUGGAUGUGCCAGGGUACGAGGUAAUUGAGCUAGCUAUGUACUGUACAUAUAGGUAGGAGUAAAGUGACAGAAUAGAUAAGACUGUGCCAGCAGCAUAAGUGAAAAUGUGUGUGUGUGUGGCGUCAGUAUGUGUGUGCUUGUUAUGUGUGUGUUGGGAUGUUAGUGUGCAGUGCCUUCAGAAAGUAUUUACACCCUUUUACUUUUUCCACAUUUUAUUGUUACAACCUGAACUUAAAAUUAAUUAAAUUGAGAUUUUGGGUCACAGGCAUACACACAAUACCCCAUAAUUUUUUUACAAUAAAAUAAAAUGAAAAGCAGAAAUGUCUUGUCAAUAAGUAUUCAACCCGUUUGUUACGGCAAGCCUAAAUAAGUUUAGGGGUACAGAAUUGCUUAACAAGUCACAGAGUAAGUUGCAUGGACUCACUCGGUGUGCAAAGCGUUACAGCAUUUGAGCAUGGUGAUGUUAUUAAUUACACUUUGGAUGGUCUAUCAAUACACCCAGUCACUACAAAGAUACAGGUGUCCUUCCUAAUGGAGUUGCCGGAGAGGAAAGAAACCGCUCAGGGAGGUCACAAUGAGGCCAACAGUGACUUUAAAACAGUUAGUUUAUUGGCUGUGAUAGGAGAACUGAGGAUGGAUCAACAACAUUGUAGUUAUUCCACAAGACUAACCUAAAUGACAGAGUGAAAAGAAGGAAGUCUGUACAGAAUACAAAUAUUCCAAAACAUACUUUCUGAAGGCAUUGUAUAGUCCACACCUCGUGUUUUUAUGUCCUGGGCCAUUCAAGUCUAUUGGAGGUACGCCAGAUGUUCUUGUCGAGCCAAGGGGGCCUUGUACAAUGUAAUCCGCUUGUAAGCCUUCAAGAGAGCAGUGUUUUAUAUUGUGUGGUUAACACUACAGGGUUUAAACAUACUAUUUGGCCAUAGCCCUCAGAUCACAAUACCUACAUUUAAGUUGCUGAACUAAUAAUGUUUACCACACAGACACACCAUUGGGGGAGGUGCUUUAGCUUUGGUAGGGUAGGCCCCCAGGCUUCUCACUGGUGAAUACAUGGAGAUGCCAUUGAAGUGGGCCAUCAGUGACAAAAAGCUGAAGUGGGCCAUCAGUGACAAAAAGCUUUCCAUCUUCCCCAGGCCUAUAUUCACACUUACAUGCUUUCAAAGCCUGGCCAACAAUGAUCCAUGUAAUCUAUAGGCUAGGUCUGAUGAACCGGUCAGUGCGUCUCUCUCUCAAUCUUUCUCACAUGCGUUUUCCCCAUAUAUCCCCAGAACCUUUUUUUUCAGUGUCUGUCUCUCUUUUAACUAAGUUUCCCUCCUCUCUUCCAGAGGAAGUGACACGGGACUAUGCUUAUGGCGAGAGCAACCCUCUGGUGAGGAGAUGUCGAUUGUUGCCGUGGAUACCAGCUGACUUGGUAGGGGUCAACACUCUGACCCCUGAACCCUCUGAUCUCUACUAUGAGGUAGGGAGACAAGAAACAUGUUUCUAGUGUCAAUACAGUCAGCCAAUUAAUUACUCACUCAAUGUCUUGAGGAAGUUCAUAAGUGAAAAGUCUACACAUGAAACCUUUAGAGGUCAAAUUAAUGACAUUUUGAACUAUGGUUAAAGAUGUCCUCCAGUGAAUUGUUAUUUUAUUUGCAUUUUUAUGAAAAGCGAUAUCCCAAGUACAAAUACAGUAAAGUACCCAUACUAAAGGGUGAAAAAAAAUAUGUUUUGAACAAAAUAGUGUUUUUUAGACACAACUGCAAACUGCAAGGAGUAGGGCAUUCAAGGAGUUGAUGUGAUGGGAUUCUGUUGCUUGAGGAGCAGUAGAGAACUAAAGAGGAAAGCCCCCCCCCCCACACUUGUGCCAUGUCAUGACUUACCUGGACCAGUUAUUGAGAUGUGCCUUUUGUUAAGAAAAUCUGGUGUUAAAUGGGGUGAAAAGCAGACUGGAGCGCCAUUUUAAACUGCCAACACCUCUCCCCUCUCUUUCUCUCUCCCCGUCUUUCUCUCCUCAGACCAUUUCACAGGAGAACAAGGAGAUUCUUCCUCUGGACAUUCGGCCCCAUACUGUCCCCAAAGACAAAGUACUCAAGUCAGUCCAAGUCCAUUUUUAUUUCAUUACCAUUAAUGAGAUAUGACAUAUAAUCAUGCUCACAAAACCCCUUUGUGUGCAUGCCUUGCAGGGUAUACACAGAGAUGGGGCAAGUUCUAAACAAUCUCCAUCACCCACGGUUCACAUUCACAGAGACUGAAGAAGAGGCUGAUAUUCUUUGGACCUUCUCCCACAUCAGAGACUACAGGUCAACACACAGACACACACUUUCAACAAGUACCCAAAACACUUUUCCAUUAUUUAAUUACACUGAAUUCCUAUGAGAAUCUACGGGCGGCAGGUAGCUUAGUGGGUAAGAGCGUUGUGCCAGUAACCGAAAGGUCGCUGGUUCUAAUCCCCGAGCCGACUAGGUGAAAAUCUGUCGAUGUGCCCUUAAGCAAGGCACUUAACCCUAAUUGCUCAUGUAAGUCGCUCUGGAUAAGAGCGUCUGCUAAAUGACUAAAAUGUAAAUGUAAAUGUACCCAACAUAUCAAGCCAUGUCAAACUGCAUUCUUAUUUCAUAACUGAUAGUCUUCACUUCUACAACUGUGGGGUUUUCACUAGAUGUGGGCUUUUUGGUGUGCUCUCUAAAUCGGUUGCCUUUGGCUGACACCACAGUGUCGUCUUAGUAAGAUCACGGCUCACUUCACCACAACCAGUAUCUUACGUCUGCCUGCCCCUAGCUGUGACAAUCACAGACAGCACAGAUACGUAUAUAACUCAGGUGGCCUUCCAAGUGUGAGCACUUUAGUAAGUAGUGCUAAGUGACAUGUAAAUGAUGUUGAGAUACUUCAAAUUAUAGUUAUUUUAUAGUGCAUUGGGACAGACAUAGCUGCUCUCUGUCCCAAUGACACACACCACAGAUAACACUUUAACCAAAAACUCCAGGCUGUUUGGGCGGUGAGAUAAGUCUCCAGGGAUCUGGCCUCAAUCUUAUCUGUCUAAUAAGAGUACAAUUGAUUUAUUGACAACUUACCCAUCUAGGAUCAGCUGUCUCAAUCCUAGCCUUGAUGUGAAAAAUACCAAACUAAUAAUAAUCCUAAACUGACUCUCCCCCCCUCCACAGGAAGUUAAGUGAGGAGCGUCCUCACGUUAUGACCAAUCAGUUUCCCUGUGAGACGGUUGUCACGGUGAAGGACUGCCUCUCCGCCGUGUCGCGGAGGGCCCGGGGGGGCCAGGGGGCCGAGUGGCUGCCAGAGACAUUCAACCUGCAGACCGAGCUGCCUCAGUUUGUCAGACAUUACCAACAAAGACAAGAGCGGUGCGCUCAGAUGAUCAGACACCUCCCUUCAUAUAGGACAUCAGACAGUGCUGAAAGUUAUUAGCUUUAUACGUUUUUAUAUAAGUAAUUGUGUGUGUGUGUGUCUGUUCCAGGGGAGAAGACAAUCAUUGGAUCUGUAAGCCUUGGAACCUGGCCCGUGGGCUGGACACACACAUCACCAAUAACCUAGACUACAUCAUCAGACAGCGAGAGAGCACGCCCAAGGUAACACACACACCAUGGUCAUGUGAAAAACAAUUAUGGAAAAGCACCCCAAUUUACCCAAUGUACUGUACUCCCCCAACCCCAGAUAAGCUAUUUUAGAGCACAGACUGAAAUAUUAACAACACUAGUCUUCUCUGUUGAAGGCCUGGGGUUUUGUGUCCCAUGUGGUUCGAUCAUUAACCCCUCUGAGACCCUUUCCAGAUGGCCUCAGGCCAGAAGUUGAUUGAUCAAGCCAUUAACCCCUCACUACCCCCCUUUAUUAUUUACAUGUCACUUUGCACUACUCACGCUUUAGUGCUCACAGGUUACAUUCAAUAGGUAAGAUGCAGAACAUUUAUUCUAAAUCAACCACAGACAUCCUGUCAUCACAGACAUCCUGUUAUCAACAGCUCAAGAUUCUGUGUCAAAGGCCACCUCAUUUGUAUACAUCUCUGGGCCUCUUUACACUACACUACUUUGACAACACAAACUAGGUCCAGGAGGGAUACAGUGCAUCCAGAAAUUAUUCAUACCCCUUGAGUUAUUCCACAUUUUGUUGUUACAGCCUGAAUUCAAAGUUGAUUAGAUAUUUAUUUUUUCUCACCCAUCUACACACAAUACCCCAUAAUGACAGUGAUAACAUGUUUUUAAAUAUGUUUGCAAAUUUAUUGACAAUGAAAUACAGAAAUAUCACAUUUACAUAAGUAUUCACACCCCUGCGUCAAUACUUUGUAGAAGCACAUUUUGACAGCGAUUACAGCUUUCUGGGUAAGUCCCUAAGAACUUUCCACAUCUGGAUUGUGCAACAUUUACCCAUUAUUCUUUUCAAAAUUCUUCAAGCUCUGUCAAAUUGGUCGUUGAUCAUUGCUAGACAACUUUUUUCAGGUCUUGCCAUAGAUUUUAAAGUAGAUUUAAGUCAAAACUGUAACUCGGCAACUCAGGAACAUUCACUGUCUCUUUUUGGUAAGCAAGUCCAGUGUAUAUUUGGCCUUGUGUUUUUAGGUUAUUGUCCUGCUGAAAUGUGAAUUAAUCUCGCAGUGUCUGUGCUUAGCUCUAUUCCAUUUCUUUUUUUAUCCUGAAAAACUCCCCAGUCCUUAAUGAUUACAAGCAUAGCCAUAACAUGAUGCAGCCACUGAUGGGGAUUUUUCAGUAGACUAUAGUUAAAUCUCUUCAGACUCAGUAGACUAUAAGAUAAACAUAGUUAAUCACAACAUGACGAACACGGAGACAGGGUUAAACAUGGGUACAUCUCUGUUGCUAGGCAAGAACUUAAUUGGUUCCUCUCACUGGUGUAGUCAUUGCCCUGCCUGGUGUAUGUGUGUGUGAAAUAGGACAGUUUAUUCUCUUUUCAUCUGACCUGUCUUCGGGUCAAAUUCCUCGCUCCUCCCUAAUCCACGGCUGUCCUGCCUUAUCAGUGACUGAAACCAGACUGUUGCCCUUUGCCUCUCUCCUUAGGCAUAUUCCUGGAACGGAGCCAGGGUUGAACAGAGUUCAGACUAAACAUGGUUAAUCACAGCAUGAGGGGCGUUGGGACUGAGUGGUACAGAGGGAGGAGGCUGGUAUAUGUUUGAGAAAUUGAUUAUGGACCUGCCAUGUUUUAAGCCAUGUUUAAGUAUUUAUUGAUAUGUUUGGGAAUCAAUUAGGGGGUCAGAAAAGGGCUCUGUUAUUUUUACAUGACAGGACUGUUAUUUUUGCAUGACAGGGCUUGGUCCCACCACUAUAUUCAAUGUCUGCUUUUUAAAUGUUUACCCAUCUACCAAUAGGUGCCCUUUUUUGCGAGGCAUUGGAAAACCUCCCUGGUCUUUGGUUAAAUCUGUGUUUUGAAAUUCACUGCUCGACUGAGGGACCUUAUAGAUAAUACAGUGGGGGAAAAAAGUAUUUAGUCAGCCACCAAUUGUGCAAGUUCUCCCACUUAAAAAGAUGAGAGGCCUGUAAUUUUCAUCAUAGGUACACGUCAACUAUGACAGACAAAAUGAGGAAAAAAAACCCAGAUAAUCACAUUGUAGGAUGUUUUAUGAAUUUAUUUGCAAUUUCAGCCAAAGGCAGACUCAGAGAACACCAUAAUGCCAUACACAUCUAGUCAAAACAUCACAUUGGGAAGUGAACACUAUGAACACAUCAAUUAGAUAUAGCUUGAUAAAUGAAGGAGUGUGUUGACUAGGCCUAUUGGUUGAAAAAGUGUGUGUGUAUACGUGCAUGCAUCUGUGUAUUUAUGCCUGUGUAUGUGUGUGUGUCUCCCAGGUGGUGUGUAAGUACCUGGAGGAUCCGGUGCUGUUUGAGAGGGAGGAGGUGGGGAUGGUGAAGUUUGAUAUCCGCUACAUGCUGCUGCUGCGCUCAGUUCAGCCUCUACGCCUCUACGCCUACAAAGUGUUCUGGCUGCGCUUUGCCAACAGGUUAGACACAAACACACACGCUUCCCCUCAACUGCUGCAGAAAGUGGAGCUUCCUUGCAACACUUGAUUGUACAAGUUUGUCAUGCUGACUUUCACCACAAAAUGCUGGGCUAUACUGGGUUUCUUUCUUUUCAAUAGGAAACCAAUAAAUCACAUUUUAUUUAUCACAUGCGCCGAAUACAACUGUUGACGACUUUACAGUGAAAUGCUUGUUUAUAAACCUUUCCCAACGAUGCAGAUUAAAUAAAUAAAUAAGAAUCCAAAAUAAAAUGGUAACUAACACGAGGAAUAAAAUAAUAUACACACGAAUGGAGCAACAUACAGGGAGUACCAGUACCAGAGGCAUCUGACUAGGCAUCAGGAUCGAUAAUAAUAAGAGUAAAAUAAAGAACAGAGUAGCAGCAGCAAAUGAUGAGUGUAAAAGUGUGUUUGUGUGUGUGUGUGUGUAUGUAUUGUUUGACUGGAGGGGGGGGGUGUCAAUGUAAAUAGUUUGGGUGGCCAUUUUAUUAAUUGUUCAGCAGUCUUAUGGCUUGGGGUUAGAAGCUGUUAAGAAGCAUUUUGGUCCUAGACUUGGCGCUCCGGUACCGCUUGCUGUGCGGUAGCAGAGAGAACAGUCUAUGACUUGGGUGACUGGAGUCUUUGACCAUUUUCUGCGCCUUACGGUCAGAUGCCGAGCAGUUGCCAUACCAGGCGGUGACGCAACCGGUCAGGAUGCUCUCGAUGGUGCAGCUGUAGAACUUUUUGAGGAUCUGGGGAUUCAUGCCAAAUCUUUUCAGUCUCCUGAGGGGAAAAAGGUGUUGUCGUACCCUCUUCACGACUGUCUUGGUGUGUUUGGACCAUGAUCGUUUGUUGGUGAUGUGGACGCCAAGGAACUUGAAACUCUCAACCUGCUCCACUAUAGCCCCAUCGACGAUAAUGGAGGCCUGUUCGGCCCGCCUUUUCCUGUAGGUCACGAUCAGCUCCUUUGUCUUAAUCGCAUUGAGGGAGAGGUUGUUGUCCUGGCACCACACUGCCAGGUCUUUGACCUCCUUCCUAUAUGCUGUCUCAUCGUUGUCUGUGAUCAGGCCUACCCCUGUUGUGUCGUAAGCAAACUUUAAUGAUGGUGUUGGAGUAGUGUUUGGCCACGCAGUCGUGGGUGAACAGGGAGUACAGGAGGGGACUAAGCAUGCACCCCUGAGGGGCCCCAGUGUUGAGGAUCAGCGUGGCAUAUGUGUUGUUGCCUACCCUUACCACCUGGAGGCGGCCCGUCAGGAAGUCCAGGAUCCAGUUGCAGAGGGAGGUGUUUAGUCCCAGGGUCCUUAGCUUAGUGAUGAGCUUUUUGGGCACUAUGGUGUUGAACGCUCAGCAUUCUCACAUAGGUGUUCCUUUUGUCCAGGUGGGAAAGGGCAGUGUGGAGUGCGAUUGAGAUUGCGUGAUCUGUUGGGGCGGUAUGCGAAUUGGAGUGGGUCUAGGGUUUCCGUGAUGAUGGUGUUGAUGUGAACCCUGCUGAACUUUCUGAAACCGUCUUUCUCCACAGUUUGAAUUGGUUCCAUGUCUUUCGCUAUGUGAUACGUAAUUGCACUCGUUAUCGCAUUCCACUUCUUGCUCUUCUUGUCAUAGGGAGUACCACUAACGAAUGAUGCCUUGAGUGAUAGCUGAAUGCGGGUCUGGCUUGAAGAUGUCUUGGGACUUGCUCCGCUACUCCGGGGGUUUGUUGCACGCAUUCUGGUAGAUUGCUGGCGUUUCCACCUUUGGCUAGCACAAUGCGUCGACACAACUUACACAGUACUGUUUGUUGGUCGAGGUCGGGUGUCUUCAAGCCAAACCAGUUCCAAACGACAGAGGAGGCCCCCUUUUUUCAAACCAAUUCUUCGUCUUCCUGCAAAUUAACCUCAACAGCAUUAUUUUCGUUGUCUUCAGUCAUUCUCAAUGCUUGCUUACACUUUUGCGCUUGAUUUUCGGACACUUUUGCUAACGAAAGUUUACUUAACUAAAUGUUUGCUUACUCUGCAGUUGUGCAUGUUUGUUUGUUAACUUUGAUUGGCAGGCAGAUUGCGUGUAACGUCCAUGCUUCUAGUUUUGUUCUUUGAUAAAAAAAGGCUAUGUUUUUAUCACUCGACUGAAAUUUAGAAUGAAACAAAAACGCCUUAUUUCAUACAUUUAUUAAUUUAUUAUGAUAUGCACAAUAUGGCAAUAUCCAUAUCAUGGCACACCAUCAUAUCGGUAUUCACGUUCAUACCGGUAUAUUGCCCACCCCUAGUCUGUACUAGCAAAACAGUCUUGUAGCCUCGCGUCUGCUUCGUCCGACCACUUCUGCAUUGAGCGCAUCACUGGUACUUCCCGUUUGAGCUUUUGUUUGUUAACAGGAAGCAGGAGAAUACCUCUGCAUCUUAGCUAGAACAUUUGACAAUUUAAACCAGCUGCCUUGCUAACCACAGUUUCCCCCUUUCUAUCGACAUGCUCCACUCACAAGACUGCGUAUAGGUCCUACAUGUUUGUAGCUCUUCUCUUAGAAUGGUUGAGGACGUGUGAGGAUGGGGCUCAAAAGGUUUAGGUGAGGACAGAAUUUGAAUAUCAAAUGCUGCAACACAUAAAUGCCACCUGUGGAGCUUUGACUUCCAGAAUAAGAGUGCUGAUCUAGGAUCUGUUUUGCCUUAUAUAGAAGGGGAACCUGAUCCUAAAUCAGCACUCCUAUUCUGAGAUGCUUUGUGAAUACAGGUCCAGAGCUUUAUGCUUAUAUGCCCCUGGUCUCAUCUCUGUUCUACACAGGCCUUUCUCUCUGGACCACUUUGAUGACUACCAGAAGCACUUCACUGUCAUGAACUAUGCAGAGGGGGUCCAGCUCAAACAGGUAAUGAUUCCAAAGCAAACCCCUGCAUUCAUAGAAAGCAGACUAAGCCAACCGACUGAAAAGGACAAACACAUGCACAAAUGCUCAGAAAAGUAAACAAACACUUGUCAAAGAAAAUGCACACAAGGCAACAACACAAAAACACACACACAGCUGCAAUAAACACACACCACCUGAAUUACUUCCCUAAAUCUGAUACUCUGUCUGCCCCAGGUUCACUAUGAUGAAUUCAUACCCAUGUUUGAAAAGCAGUAUCCUCAGUAUCCAUGGAAAGAGGUUGAGGUAAACAGACACUUUUAAUGCUUCACUUGUCUGUCUGUAUGUGUGAGUUAAGCCGGGAGGACACUACAUGACUUUGAAAAUCCUAACAUCGCCUCUCACAUUAAACAACCGUCUUUCCUGUAGUUUUGUUAUGUUGCCAACGUAGUGGUGCACUAAACGAUGUGGCACAGAUGGGUUCACACUACAAGAUUCUUCACUUGGUCGUGAGGAUUGUCGAUACCACACUGCCUUGCAAAAACAAUGAUGUGAUUAGAUUUAACGUAGCUACAACGAGCUGUGGCUCAAAGCAGCCUCAUAAACGUUUUCAGUCAGACAUUCACUCUUGCCAUACAGAGUUGAAAUAUCUUGCCAACAAUUUGAAUUGAAUAACAUUGCUUAUGAACUUUAGAGCUGUAACGAUUUGAUGCUUUGGUUAAAGGCAAGUACUAACGCAUACUAGUAGUAGUCAUGGCUCCUGCUCCAAAGUCUACAAAUUCUGGGUGAUGCCAAACAACGUCAUCAUCUCACUGGCUUCUUCUCUGGUGAGCUCUCAUUGGCUAUUGCUGAUCAUCGUUCUCAAAAAUUGUUGUUGCACAUCUCACUACAAGAGCAUUGCAGAUUUUGUGCCGAUAAAAUCAAACAUGUUUGAAAAUAUCGAGACGUCUGGGACUGCUCAAAGACGAAAUCGGUAGUCCUCAGAUUACGUCUUUGACCCGCUCACAUUAAACGAGCGUUGGUGAUGGCCGCGCGCCCCGAGUAGGCAACGACAUGGGCAUAUUGUCUCUGAUCUCAAAAACGGGUCUAGGACAGAUAAAUCGUGGCCAAAAUCGUGUACUGUAGACCCAACUUUACUCUGUAGCUCUGUUAGAUAAUCAGUGUUGAGAUUAGUUACUUGUGAAAGUAAUAUAUUAGUCAUUGUUUAACAAAGUACAAUAUUACUUUGUGUGGAAAGUAACACAUUAUUACUUUGCGUUACUUUCAUGAUUUUUAAAAUGUUGUUUGACUGUCAUAGAGAACAAGGCGAGACGUGCAUGCGCUACCAAAGAUGGGCUACUUACUCAAAUCUAAUUUUAUUUGUCACAUGCUUUGUAGACAACAGGUGUAGACUAACAUUGAAAUUCUUACUUACAGGUCCUUUUCAAACAAUGUGGAGUUAAAGAUAAAAUAAAAUAAAAAAAUAUGAAUAGUGACACAAGGAAGAAAUACACAGUGAAUAAUGAAUAAAAAUAAAGAGUUAAAAUAACAUUGCUACAGUUGAAGUCGAAAGUUUACAUACACAUAGGUUGGAGUCAUUAAAAAAUAAACAUAGAUAUGGGUUGUAUUUACAAUGGUGUUUGUUCUUCACUGGUUGCCUUUUUCUUGUGGGUCACAUCUUGCUGCUGUGAUUUCUCCCUCUACCCCCUUCUCAUGCUUUACCCUUCCCCCUCUCUCCUCUCUCUCAGAGAGAGAUGUUCAAGGCAUUUGCAGAGCUCUUCCAGGUAGCCUCGUCUCGUCCAGCCCCCUACGGUUUCUGUGCCUACCCCUCCUCCCGGGCCAUCUACGCUGUAGACCUCAUGCUCAAGUGGGGCACCGGGGACAGAGGUGAGGCAUGGGUUUGUUAAUGAAUACUUAUCGCGUGUCUGUGUACGUGUCUGUACCUCCACGUGUGAGUAUGUGUGAGAGCUCUACAUUCCUCACACAUUCACAAGAUAGGCUAACAGUAUACACUGUGGGAACAGGAGGACGGCUGGUCUGGCCUUGAACUGGCUAACUGUUAUUGUCCAUCUAUUGUUUCUGAGACUGUAGCCAGUUCAAGGCCAGACUAGCUGUCCUCCUGUUCUCAGGGCAUAUACAAGGGAACGCAGCCAAAUCAGCCUCUUGUCUCUGUGACCGGACUAGUUGGACCAGUUAUAGGAGAUCCCCAUAACUGAUCAGGUUGUACAUGUCCUAAUGAUGACAUAAUGCAUCUGCACUGUGAGAAGUAAAGAUCCUGGUGUGAUGCAUGGGACUGGCAGUGUAAGGAAGGAAGGGAGAGGGAGGGAGCAGCAGAGGACCAGGACCAGCAGCAGCUGCAUAAAAUAUUUUUGCAUAAAGUAACACAUGCAUAGGCAUAAGGUUGUUACUCUGUAUUUUUGAUGUCCCUACAUUUACAGACCUAAAACUCAUGUAUGGCUACUGGGGCUUGUUGGGAAUAAUUUAUUUUUUCAAGGUGUGGAAAAUGCUGGAUAAAAGGAUGAAGCAAAUAAGUUCUAUAUUUUAAAAGGAUUAAUAGACACACACAUAUGGGGAGACAGACACGUUCCUCGGAAGGUCCAUACCAAUCUACUGAAGGACAAACCACUCAUUAUAUAUGUUGUAGAAAAUUAUCCUUAUCCUCAGUAAAACACAAAGUACUUCGAGUUUUUGUAGAAUUAAGAUAUACUUUAUUACACAAGCAAUAGAGCCAAAAAGGUCUGCAGAGCAACUGCCUUUCCAACUCUCAGCUCUCAGUUUAUAUACAUUUUCAUAAUAAUAAUAAUAAUAAUAAUAUGCCAUUUAGCAGACGCUUUUAUCCAAAGCGACUUACAGUCAUGCGUGCAUACAUUAUUAUUUUUUUGUGUAUGGGUGGUCCCGGGGAUCGAACCCACUACCUUGGCGUUACAAGCGCCGUGCUCUACCAGCUGAGCUACAGAGGACCAACAUUCAUCCUUCCUCAUAUUACACACCUUUUUAGCUUAAUCCCUCCCUGUUUAGUUCCUCCACCAUUGUUUCCAGUUUUCACACCUUGACCGCCCCGCCUACUUAUUUUAUAAUAGUGGCGCAAUCUGACUUAUUUUCCUUCUAUUCAAUCUGUUCUUUGAAACAAUGGUGGCGGGACCAAGCCCUGUCAUGUAAAAAAUAAGAGCCAGGUGGCUCUGUUCUGACCCUUUUAAUUGAUUCUUAAAAUAGCAGAUCCAUUUUUCUGAGCCUCAAUUAAUCCUUAAAAAUUGUAGGUCCAUUCCCUGAGCCAUUUCCUGGCUCUGUUUCAGGCCUCUUCCUUUUGCACCAUACUUAGCUUGUCAUGUUGUGAUUAACUAUGCUUAACUAUGUUCAACUGAAAAUCUCCAAUAUAUACACAUCUGAUCUCUGUUCGCUCUCCAAGUGCCUAGGCCCUGGUCAAAACAUCUCCACCCUCUGGGUCAGAGUAAACUAUCAUUUGAAUGUGCCUAUGGCUGAGUUACAGCUAUCGGCCGUAGCCUCAGGAAGGUUACCUAGGAUACCAAGUUCUGUUUUAUGGUGACGACUCCUAACUUCAGAGGUCACCCAGAUGCUACAACUUAAUUUAGUGGGCAUAAAGAAUUUAGGACCCAACAGGCUAGGGUGAGAGUGCAGUUGGUUAGUUGUCUGCUGUUAUUUCAAAUGUGGUCCUGUGUGGCUCAGUUGGUAGAGCAUGGCACUUGGAAUGCCAAGAGUCAUGGGUUCGAUUUCCGCUGGGGCCACCCAUACGGGAAAUGUAUGCAUGCAUGACUAACUCACUUUGGAUAAUAGUGUCUGCUAAAUAGCAAACGUUACGCUCUCAACUCUGUCAGAGGGAGAUUGGGGGGCUUAACAGUUGAUUAGUGAUGUAUAACACAGAUUCUGAUCCCUACAGAGGUUUAAACUGCAAAAAUCUCAGCGUGUAGGAAAACUGCUAUAUAUCUUAGUGGGAGUUUCCCGUAGUGAUAGUUUCCCCCAGGGGGAUAGGUACAAUGGCACUGUUCAUCUAUAAAUCAAUAGUGAUACCAUUGCAGAGUAUUACCAGUGUAGACAAUUGUACACUAAAUACCAUAUACUUAAUCAAAUUUCUCACACUUAAUUUGCAUUUCUUAAUUUCUCAUAAACCUCAUAUUUUAGUUGUAUUAUAUAAUAUAAGUUCCAUUUAAAUGUUAUCCAUUAUUAACCCUUGCUAAUAAUAUCCAGUGUAUGAUCUAACCCUCUAUGAUCUGUUCCUGGAUCAGGUGAACGUGUGAUGAAGCCUCAGAUCCUGGAGGUGAACUUCAGUCCAGACUGCGCCCGUGCCUGCCUCUAUCACCCUGGCUUCUACGACCACAUGUUCCAAACACUCUUCCUGGAUGAGGCUGAUCAGUGCCCUGUCACUCAGGUCUCAUGAUGACCUCUAACCCCUAUCCUCGAAUCCCUUCCAUAUUACGCAGUUGAAAAGGCCCAUUUGGACAAUUUGUGUUUCUUCUUUCUCGUAGGAAUUGAGAAUGAGUAAUGGUCUGGAUCUUUGACCCGUGUGCCGCAUUCGGUCUCCACAGAGGCCCGGAGGAUCGCACUUAAAAUUGAUUAUAUUUCCUCGCAAUCAAAAUUUGCAAAUAAAUUGUUUUUCAAUCACUUUUGGAAUUUUCUAUGCUCCCUGACUGUCUAG
Molecule: messenger RNA, 23174 nt
Organism: Coregonus sp. 'balchen'
Lineage: Eukaryota; Metazoa; Chordata; Actinopteri; Salmoniformes; Salmonidae
Source: the annotation of a GenBank genome assembly